CGUUGCAUUAUUUCAUGAAAAAAUAGGUAUUGUAAUUUUCAUAUUUCACUGGGACUUUAACAUACCUAGGCUACCUGUUUUUUAAUUCAUACAUGGGUGCACUCAAAUAUUCCCCCUUAAACACAAAUAAUGUUUCCGUUCUCCUGUCUCUGUAUCCUUUCAUUGUUAAAAAAUGUUCAAUAAUCAGAUUAAGAAUAAAAUGAGAUACAUUUUUUGUACAUAUGAUACAUAUGUUUCUACAAUUACAUUUUUGUCUAUAAAGCCACUUUCUUGCUUCUAAACAAACGCCUUCAGAUCGAAAAGGAGAAGAGAAACAGUUUACUCAAGAGAAAAGUGGUGAAUGUAUAUCCUAAAUAAAAAUCUAUAUCAAUAUAGGCCUAUUAGCUUAAUUCUAAAGACGGAUCCUUAAGCUUCAUUUGUUCAUUUGUAAAAACAUAAUCCACGUUAAGCUUUUAAAAAUGAUAAACGUGUGCACAAUAAACUGUAUUUUUUCCCUCUGUGUAAAAUAUAAACGUAAACAGCUUUUUGUUACCGAGACAGUUCAGGCUAUUAGGUCUUCACGACUACAUUUCCCAAGACUCUAUUCGGCAAAGAGCACCCGGAAGUUACGACAACAUUAAUGGCACUUGCACCAAUUUCAAAACAGCGUUCUGACAAUUAUACAGAAAUAUCUUUUCAUUUACGGUUGGACCAAACACGUGGAAUUAAGGAGCCGUUUUCUCUUGUCAGCGAUUUCACAUCUCUUGGAGUGAAUCAUGGAGACGACGCCGAAAAAACUGUCAAUUCAUGAAACUUCAACGAAUACAACCCCGUCUGUCUCCAAAAGUUCCUGUAAAACUGAGCCCAUGAGUGCCUCAUUGAAAGAAAGAUUAAAGAGAACACGACGGACAUUCAAGUCCCCCCUCAGUGUUGUGAAACGCCUUAAGAUUGAGGAUGACGAUCACGCACAGACUUCACAAGCUUACAGCAAUGUGACUGAAGAUACUGAUAUCAACCAGUGUGAAACGAGGGAGCAAACAGACUGUCUAAAUAACACAGAACAUCACUUGAGACAUCAAUGUGAAGUACUGAGAAAGGAGGUGAAACAGAAGACAGAAACUUUGCGGAGAUUAAAGAUGGUCAAAAUGUAUAGAAAAAAGAAUGACCCGAUCCAGCUGCAGAGGCUUAUAGAGAAGUGGAGAUGCUGUGCUCAAUCUGUGCUGUAUGAACUACAGAAUGAACUGCCCACAGAAGGCGAAAAAGUCAGUCUUGCCCACCUUAUAGACAAUUUGGGGUUAGAUGACAAAAUCCUGCACUUUAAUAGGAUAGAAGAAGACUUCACAGACACAUAAAAU
Molecule: messenger RNA, 1334 nt
Organism: Triplophysa dalaica
Lineage: Eukaryota; Metazoa; Chordata; Actinopteri; Cypriniformes; Nemacheilidae
Gene: sfr1
Product: SWI5-dependent homologous recombination repair protein 1
Exons: 3
Coding region: 756-1331 (191 amino acids)
Biological process (GO): double-strand break repair via homologous recombination; positive regulation of DNA-templated transcription
Cellular component (GO): Swi5-Sfr1 complex
Source: RefSeq, a predicted model, not a curated record